Seriola dumerili (greater amberjack) is the source of this 2105-nucleotide messenger RNA. It is a transcript of the gene cep89, whose product is annotated as centrosomal protein 89. Bases 9 to 2105 code for a protein of 698 amino acids. Gene Ontology annotation, biological process: chemical synaptic transmission; mitochondrion organization; cilium assembly. NCBI's taxonomy places the organism in Eukaryota, Metazoa, Chordata, Actinopteri, Carangiformes, Carangidae. Gene Ontology annotation, cellular component: centriole; ciliary transition fiber. The transcript has 17 exons. The record is from RefSeq and is a predicted model, not a curated record.
UUUCCACUAUGUUAAAAUUCAGCUUCAGGAGGGAGAAAGACAAGGAGUUUAAACAUAUAGCCCCUGGUUUGAUCCCUGCUGCCUCCAUUGCUCCAAAGCCUGCUGUGCCUCGCACCCCACCCCCCCGCAGCCCAGACCCCUCACCUGAGAGACCCAGAUCAGCCUUAGCAGCAGCCAUCUUGUCCUCUUCGCUCACUGGACAGACAUGGGCCCUCCCUCCUGCCAGGCCAAGGUCUUUCUCUGAGAGUGAACGAUCAGAGUCCUUCAUAUCUGAACCAAACAUCAGCACAGCACUUUAUAAUAGAGACAGGUGGUCAGAAAAUUUGGCCAGCCGACCACGAUUGUCCUCCCCUGACCACUCAGAGGAGGAGCUGGAAGACAAGGAAGAGGAGUUAGAGAAUGAAGAGGAAAGGGAGGACCAUAUCUACCAAACACUGGACAGAGGGGAGACUUGUUCAAUCACAGAUCCUGUUUACGCGCUGCCUCUGAAAGAUAAGACCAAAAUGCCCCCACCAAAGCAGAUGUCUGGCAGAAGAGUUCCUUCUUCAGAUUUCACUGAGGAAACCAGUGUCCAGUCUCCUGAGGCCAGCUGUGAGUCCUCCAAGAAGAAAGCCUCUGUCAGGACGAGCUCUGGCAGUCAGAGAGAUGGUGUACCGUCUGUGCUACCCAUCCUAACCACUGACCACCCCAGCCAAUCCAGCCAAGCCAAAACCCCAAAACACCCCACUCAGCCAUCUCCACAGCCCAGGAAGGCGUACAGUGAGGUGCAGAGGAAGGUGGUACGGGACCUGCCGAAGAAAGCAAGAAUGGCAGGUGAACAAACGCUACUGGAGGAGAGACUGCAGCACCUGGAACAGGAGAUCAGUCACAGCCAAGCCUCCUCAAACCUGAGGUCAUCAGCAGGCAGUCAGGCAGAACUACAGAAUCUGAGGCAACAUGCUCAGGAGCUGGUGGAUGAAAAUGAUGCCCUCAAAUUGACAGUUCACCGUCUGAAUGUGGAACUGAGUCGCUACCAAACCCGCUUCCGAUCACUGUCCAAACAGGAGCUUGACACAAAGUAUUUAUCUCCCCUACUGCUGGCCUACGAAGAGAGGAUAAAAGAGAAAGAUGCACUUCUGCAAACCACAGAGGAAGAGGUGAAGAGGUUGCGUGUUCAUGUAGAGCAGGUGAUCAAAGAAAAUAAGAGACUCCAUGAUGAAAUUGCAAAGGUUGGAGGGGUCAGCCAGAAAGACUGUCAUGAGCUACAACAACAGGCCAUUCUGGUUUUGAAGGAAAACCAGGUUUUGAUUGAUCAACUUGAGGCUCAGCAUGUUAAGGCCAAGGCCAACCAUAGUAAACACCACUCUGAAGUUUCCAAGGUGUCUAAGCAACUGCAGUUGUUAGAGGCAGAAAAGCAGCAUUUGCAGGAGGAUCUGGAAGAGAGCAGGAGGCAGAUGCAGAAAAACAUGAGGGAGGUCCAAGUUCUGCAGGCCCGCUUGAAGGAUGCUGUCACCUGGGAUGAACACUGCAACAUUGCUGGGAAACUCAGAGGGCAGCUGGAGCAGCAGGAGAAAAGGAACAAGAGUGAGAUGGACCAGCUGCAUCUUAGAGUGUCCCGUCUGCAGGAAGAGAAUAGGAGUCUGGCUCUGGACAAAGCCAAUCUGACUGCUGAUAUAAAGAGAAUGGAGGCUGAGCUUGAGCUUACCAGACAAGCCAACAGGAAGGCUGAGAGGAGGAUGAGUGUAUUGAAGCGGCAGAAGGAAGAGUGUGUGUUGAAGGAAGAAAAGAUUCGGCAUUACCUUGGAGCUGUCAUUUCUGUGGCAGAGCAUGUUUCGCAGGAGAGAGACCAACUACUACAUAUGGCUUCAGUUCUUCAGCAGGAAAAGCAGGGAUUCAUCAGCAGGAUACUGAAUGGCACUGUGCGAUUUGGAAAACUACAGGAAGAAGUCAAACUCAUGGGGGCUAUUGAACUUGAUGAGGUGUUUAUCCUCACAGCAGUUGGCAGAUGUAGGACUUUUUUUGUGCAACCUGCCACUCAAGCUGAGAAAGAUGAAAGGCAGGGUCUUGUAGAUGUCGGACAGUACAACCAGCAGGACAAACGCUCCACUGAAAAGCACUCUGUCUAA